AAAAAAGUGUUGCUGGGAGACUUUUGUUUAUUUUGCAAUGUGCAUUGCCCUUCCAUGUGCACCUUGCUGCUAAGGCUGGGGCGGACUGACAACUCAUGGGGCCCCCGGGCAAUAGGGGAUCAUGGGGCCCCUGUGUCCUUGCCCAAACUCAAAAAAGCCUAUGAAAAAGGUACCAGGGGCAUCUCAUGGGGCCCCCUACUAACCCGGGGCCCUCGGGCAGUGCCCGAGUUUCCAAAUGGUCAGUCUGCCCCUGCUCUGUGAUCAUUCAGAGAUUUCACAAGUAGUAAGCAAUGAUGUCAGGAUGUGACAUCUUGUUUACUACUAUUCAUGUGAUCACUGAUUGGCCAAUCAGUGAUCACAUGAAUCGGGACCUCA
Molecule: messenger RNA, 375 nt
Organism: Staurois parvus
Lineage: Eukaryota; Metazoa; Chordata; Amphibia; Anura; Ranidae
Source: the annotation of a GenBank genome assembly